Amblyraja radiata (thorny skate) is the source of this 1495-nucleotide messenger RNA. It is a transcript of the gene dkk3b, whose product is annotated as dickkopf WNT signaling pathway inhibitor 3b. NCBI's taxonomy places the organism in Eukaryota, Metazoa, Chordata, Chondrichthyes, Rajiformes, Rajidae. Gene Ontology annotation, biological process: multicellular organism development; negative regulation of canonical Wnt signaling pathway. The coding region runs from base 55 to 1050 and encodes 331 amino acids. Gene Ontology annotation, cellular component: extracellular region. Gene Ontology annotation, molecular function: receptor antagonist activity; co-receptor binding. The transcript has 6 exons. The record is from RefSeq and is a predicted model, not a curated record.
UGGUAGCGGCGCGGGUCCCGGGGAUGCGCUACUGUUCCCGGCUCCGGCUGCAACAUGUCGGGCUCCGGGCCGCCGCCGCCGCUCCCGCUGCUCAUCCUGAUGCUGCUUGUGGGUCAUUCCCGGGCCCUGGUCCUGGCCCCGGAGGCCGGGCUGCGGGAGAUGCUGCGGGAGGUGGGCGAGCUGACCGAGGACACGCAGCGCAAACUGCAGGGAGCCGCCCGGGAGAUGGACCUGAUGCCCAAGAGGCUGCCCUGGGACCAGGAGUCGGUGCCCAAGGAACAUCGCGAUGAACCCAUCUCCCUCCUGGGAAUUGGAGACCCAUCCGCAUGGGCUCAGCGGGAAGCCGGCAAGGAAUGUAUCGUGGAUGAGGACUGCAGGGAUGACCAGUUCUGUGAGACCAACCCGCUGGAGCCCAAGUGCCUUCCGCGCAGAGGAAGCGAACAGAAUUGUACCCGUGACGGCCAGUGUACCCGGGGUCACUUGUGCAUCUGGGGAGAGUGCCGAGCGAACGCAGUGAGGGGGCAACUGGGCUCCAUCUGUGAGCAACAACCACAGUGUGGUCCACACCUGUGCUGUGCCUUCCACAUUGACCUCUUGUUUCCUGUCUGCACCCCACUGGCGGAGAGAGAGCGGCCAUGUCACGACCCUGCCCACCAGCUGUUGGACCUCAUCACCUGGGAGAUGGAUCCGGACAGGGCGUUUGACCGCUGCCCCUGUGCCAGAGGACUGCUGUGUCUGCCAGAAGGGGACACCUUGAUGUCCGUGUGCAAGGACCGCAAGCAAGCAGCGGUCACUAAAGAUCUCUCCGACAAGGCGGAAAUGGAAGACCUCCGUCUCUCAGCACGGGAGGACCCCAAUGACAGAGAACAUCACCACACGGCGGCAGAUAAAGACGAGGAAGCCGAGCUCAGGACUGCAGUGAGUGCCAUGUUGGGUUCUAUCAGGGAACGCCACGAGUGGGAGAAUCCAGAAGGAAGUGAAGAAUAUGAAGUUGAACAGGUGACAGAGCUAGCGGAGGUGAGGGAAACAGGAGCUGAUAGUCACAGCUAAACUUGCCCUUCCGUCCAAACUGGCUCUUUGAACCCUUGCUGCACAGUAGAGAAAGCAAGAAGCACAUAGAGGCUGUGUUCCACAGAGAAGCUGUUACUUUAGCAAUCGCUUGAAAAACAUGUAGAUUCCUUGUUAUUUUUAGGAACAUCUUUAGUCGGUUAGUGCUCUGGUAACAGCCACUAAAUUCGGCACCAGUUCAAAUUCUUUGACAUAAGAUUGGGUCGCUGGUGAUGGAUUUGGAGCAUCAAAAGCGGGCUGUUUGAUUCUUGCUGCAUUCCAGUGAGACAUAGGGAGCAAUAUGCUGCUUCAUCUGCUCUAACCACACAGUCUACUUCAAUGGGCUCCAAGUAUGUGCUUAGCCCAUUGGCAGCAGCCUGUUGCUUUUUCUAAAACAUAUUUUGUGUAACAUAUCUGUCAUCAAUAAAAAGAACAUCAUCCGGAGGUC